AUGAGCGAUGGGGAUUCUGAGCGCAGACCCCGACGGGACGGGAAAAUGGAGACACGAAUCAGAGACGUGGAGACACCGAGAGACCCGCGGAAGAGAGACAUGAGGACCCACAAACAGGGACAGACAGAACGGGGAGGACAGACGGACAGCGGUGAGGAGGGGCCAGAGCUGGGCAGAGAAGCAGGAGGGGACCAGAAGGCGGGCUGGAGGUGUGAUAAGGAGCCGGCGACCGGGGACGCUGAUUGGCUGACGUUCGGCUGGUGGGCGGGGCGCGAGGGUGGGCUGGGGGGAGGGCCGGCCCGACCCCCAAGUCCAGUUGGGCGCUCCAGCUCGCCUCCCUGCAGCAAGCUGCUCGGCCUCUCUGCCCAGGUGCGCUCCGGGUCACCCUCGGUCACUGCGGGCUGGCUCUCCGGGGGGACCGGAAGGAGGUCUAUGCCCGUGUCCCGGGAAGGGACUGGGGGGAUCUGUGUCUCUGUCCCAGUCUCUGGCUCCUUUCCCUGCCCCCAAGUCCAGCUCGGGCUCCUGGGGCCGGGGGAGGGGACAGGUUCUGGCCUGUGCCUCCCCCCUCAUGCCCCGCCCCGGGGCCCAGAUUCCGGCGUCUGGGGGCGGACGGGAGACGCCCGGCCCGUCUACCCGCCCCGGGCCGCGUCUGCUCCGACGGGCGGGGCUGCCAGAGCGGAGAGGGUGAGGGAAGCCCGCCCGGCCUGGGACCUGCCUCGGGCGCUCCACCCUGGGACGCAAGCCCUCAUCCUCCCUCCUCAGAUCCGGGAGCCCUGGGGCUCGGCUCUUCCUCCCUCAGACCCAGGAUUCGGGGCUCUCAGCCCCUUCUCCUUCGGACUCAGGAGUGUUUGCCGCUUGGUCCUGGUCGUGCUGAGCCUGUGGCCAGACUACGUUUUUGCCCCUGGGCCACCUCCUGGACCCCAACGAACCUCCCCAGACCCUCGAGCUGAGCUGGACAGCGCUGUCCUCCUGACCCGAGCCCUUCUGGCGGAUACCCGGCAGCUGGUUGCACAGCUGAAAGACAAGUUCCCAGCCGACGGGGAUCACAGUCUGGACUCCUUACCUACAUUAGCCAUGAGCGCCGGGGCACUGGGAGCCCUACAGCUCCCAGGCGUACUGACACGGCUCCGGACAGAUUUGCUGUCCUACCUUCGGCAUGUACAGUGGCUACGCCGGGCAGGUGGACCUUCCCUUCGGACCCUGGAGCCUGAGCUGGGGGCCCUGCAGGCCCGACUGGACAGACUCCUGCGUCGGCUGCAGCUCCUGAUGUCUCGCUUGGCCCUGCCCCAGGCAUCCCCAGCGCCCCCGCUACCCCCCCUGGCCCCUCCUGCCUCAGCCUGGGGAGGCAUCCGGGCGGCACAUGCUAUCUUGGGGGGUCUGCACCUCACGCUUGACUGGGCCGUCAGGGGGCUGCUGGUUCUGAGGACUCGGCUGUAA
Molecule: messenger RNA, 1437 nt
Organism: Chrysochloris asiatica (Cape golden mole)
Lineage: Eukaryota; Metazoa; Chordata; Mammalia; Afrosoricida; Chrysochloridae
Exons: 6
Coding region: 1-1437 (478 amino acids)
Biological process (GO): positive regulation of MAPK cascade; positive regulation of cell population proliferation
Cellular component (GO): cytoplasm
Molecular function (GO): growth factor activity; cytokine activity
Source: RefSeq, a predicted model, not a curated record